AGAGAAAUCAACAAAAUGGAAAAAGUGUCGACAAUAGCUGUGGACAACUUUCUGACGAACUGGAAUGGCCUGUUCCCGGACAUGCAGCUAACGGCAGCGGAUCUGAAGCGACCUCAGGCUGUUAUGGUGGCUCUGUUCCACAUAUUGGAUCGUCUCGGUGUUAGCAGGGAAGCUGUGUUAAUGUCACCAGAAGAACCCGACGAGCACACAACAUACUACCGUGACCUACUGCCCGUGAUCAACAUUACACGCAUCAUCAACCAUGUGGUGUCCAUCAUGCCAGAAGCCAACCUGUGCUUCCUCAUUAGGCACCUGCUGCAGCCCACCACUAUGACCUCCUACACCAUCCUGUACGUGCUGUUCAACCAGAUGGUGUUCAAUGACGCCAGGCUGGGGGAUAUUGCAGCCAGUGAGGAGGAACUGUUUGCACAUAAGGAUGAGGUAAAAGCUUUAACAGAAAAGAAGGACAAUCUAAUUCAAAUGAGGAACAUGGAGGCUGCAGAGAAGGGUAACAGAGCAGAACGCCUAGAGCAGCUUGAGCAUGACAUACCCUUAUUAGAAGAGGAACUCAAGCAGGAAAAAGAGAUAGAGGCUGAAGUAAUAAAAGAGUUGGAGGCCAUCACUGAAGAGAACAAACAGACGGAUAUUCUGCUGGAACAGAAGAAAGCUCACAGGGAUGGUAUUUUGGCAGAAAAUGCAAGGAAAAAGGCUUUGAAGGUAUAUGACGCUGAAGACAUCAGAGGUCAGGUGGAGCAAGCGGCCCAGAACUUCAGAGAGGCGGAGGAGAAGGUCAGCACCCUGUCUGCAACUCUCACGCAGAAGGAGAGCAGUCUGCACAACCUGCAGUCCUUGAAGCCCACGCUCGACCAGACCAACACGCUCCUGCAUGACAUUGUGAAAAUGGCUGACAGCAUUAAGGAGUUCGAGACCGGCGACCUGGACACGGACAGCUUGGAGGGCGAGCUGGACGUGCUGGGCACGGAGCUGGGCGAGCUGCGCGCCGCGCUGGCCGACGCCAGGGACGCUGCUGCUCGCGCCGCCGACCGCCGCCAGCAGCGCCAGCAGGCCCGCAAGCAGAAGCAGGCCGAGCACGACAGCGCCCUCUUGGAGUCUUCGGAGAAGCACCGGCGCGCCAGCGAGGAAGCGGAGCGCGCGGCGCGGCUCACGCGGAGCAUCCGGGACGCCACCGCCCAGUACGAGCGGGACAAGGUGGCCGGCGCCGCCGAGCUCGCCCGCAUCAGGGAACACGCAGCCGGCAGCUUGACGACAAUGCAAAACAAUCUUCUCACCAAAAUGAAGGAAGUCUACAAGAGGGUCGAGGAACAAAACCAGAGACAUCAAAAGUUUUGAAAGUUUUUAUUAAUAUCUUACGCAGUAAUUACAAGGAAUGUUGUUAGUACAUAGUAAUAGUAUUUAGGA
Messenger RNA from Cydia splendana, 1419 nucleotides. RefSeq names its product myosin-7B-like. Bases 16 to 1350 code for a protein of 444 amino acids. The transcript has 9 exons. The record is from RefSeq and is a predicted model, not a curated record. NCBI's taxonomy places the organism in Eukaryota, Metazoa, Arthropoda, Insecta, Lepidoptera, Tortricidae.